Molecule: messenger RNA, 2739 nt
Organism: Synchiropus splendidus (mandarinfish)
Lineage: Eukaryota; Metazoa; Chordata; Actinopteri; Syngnathiformes; Callionymidae
Gene: dpy19l1l
Product: dpy-19-like 1, like (H. sapiens)
Exons: 22
Coding region: 90-2264 (724 amino acids)
Cellular component (GO): nuclear inner membrane
Molecular function (GO): mannosyltransferase activity
Source: RefSeq, a predicted model, not a curated record
GGGAGGUGAGGGGGCAGUUCCGGGGAUCAGAGACUGUCCGGUCUCGCUCUCACCGCUUGCUGUCGGUUCUCAUUGUCGUGUCGGUAACCAUGGUGGUGAAGAAUCGAAAACAGUCCGGGAGGACGGAGCGGGACAAAAGUCCCCUGGCUGCUGGGAAAAGUCCCGGCAGACGCGGAGGGAGGGACGGCAAGGCAAGCGAUGGCUCUCACUGCCUUGGACUCAUCAGACACCGGCUCGGACUGAGUUCCUCCAUCGUGGCCAAGCACGGACUGACCGUGCUCCUGGCUGCUCUGACCGGAUACCUGCACUGGUCUCACCUCUCCCAGCUAUUUGAGAACGACAGGCACUUCUCACACUUGUCCACCCUAGAGAAAGAGAUGGCUUUUCGCACUGAGAUGGGUCUCUACUACUCCUACUACAAGACUAUCAUCGAGGCCCCCUCUUUCCUCGAUGGACUGAGCUCCAUCAUGAACGAUCGCCUGACCGAGCACCCACUGGUCAUCAACACGCUUAAGAGAUUCAACCUGUAUCCAGAGGUGGUCCUUGCCAGCUGGUACCGCACUUUCACCACUGUCCUGGGCUACUUUGGUAUCCCCACAAAAACCUGCUGGUCCAUCAACAGAGGGGAGGGGCUCACCCCGGUGGACAGUUGUGAAGGUCUGGGUGAUCCAGCCUUUUUCUAUGUUGCUUGUGUUUUCCUGCUCAACGGCGUCAUGAUGUCCCUCUUCUUCAUCUAUGGCACCUUCCUCAGUGGCAGUCGCCUGGGCGGAGUGAUGACCACUUUGUGCUUCUUCUUUAACCAUGGGGAGAGCACCCGCGUGAUGUGGACCCCUCCUCUCAGGGAGAGCUUUGCAUACCCCUUCCUGGUCCUGCAGAUGCUGCUGCUCACCUACAUCCUCAGGAUCAGGUCGCCUGGCAGAAGUUCCUUCAUGGUUCUUGGAGUCUGUAAUCUGUGCUUUAUGCUACAGUGGCAAUUCGCUCAGUUCGUGCUGCUCACUCAGGUGGCAUCGCUGUUUGGGUCCUACGUCCUGGGUCACCUGGCUGCGGUCACGAUGCAGAAAAUCCUGGUCACUCACAUGGUGGCUCUGGCCGCCUGCUUCCUCCUGAUGUUCGGGAACGCCAUGCUGCUCACCUCCUUCUACGCCUCCUCGCUCAUCUCCCUCUGGGCGGUCAUCUGGCUGCGGCACAGCAUCGCUCAGUCCUUCAAACCGGGCUUGGUCAUCUGGGCGCUGCAGGGUCUGGCCUGGGUCGGUUCCACUAUUGUGCUCAAAUUCCUGCUCUCCACCGUCCUCGGCGCGACAGAUGACGCGCACAUCAGCGGACUGAUCAAGUCCAAGUUCACCAGCUACAGAGACUUUCACACGCUGAUGUACACAUGUGCUGCUGAGUUCGACUUCAUGGAGAUGGAGACUCCAGUUCGCUACCUGAAGACUCUGCUGCUGCCCGUGAGCCUGCUGGUGGUCGCCGUCAUCGCCUGGAGGACUGUGCAGGACAUUGUGCGGGUAAUGAGGGACGGCGCCCGGCCUCCUGUUGAUGAGAGCGAGGCUGCUGCAGGGUCUGAGGCAGCGACUCAAGCAGAGUUGGUGUAUCACUGCCUGCAGCUGGUGGCGUUCGCUAUCCUCGCCGUCCUCAUCAUGCGGCUCAAGCUCUUCCUCACUCCGCACAUGUGCAUCAUGGCCUCGCUGGUCUGCUCUAAGCAGUUGUUUGGCUGGGUCGGGGACCGGGCGAGGCAGCGGGUCGCGGUUUUCGUGGUCAUGGCACUGAUGGCUGUGCAAGGCUUUUCUAACCUACAGUCCCAGUGGGGGAUCAUUGGAGAGUUCAGCAACCUGCCACAGGAGGAGCUGCUUGACUGGAUCCAGGACAACACCCGACCUGACUCUGUGUUUGCAGGUGCCAUGCCAACCAUGGCCAGCAUCAAGCUGUCGACGGGUCGGCCUGUAGUGAACCACCCUCACUACGAGGACGCCGGCCUGAGGGAGCGGACCAAGCUGGUCUACUCCAUGUACAGCCGCAAGUCAGGGGAAACUGUGCAGCAGAAUCUGAUAAAGCUCGGUGUGGACUUCUUUGUUCUGGAGGACUCGUGGUGUACCCGCCGGACCAGGCCCGGCUGUAGUAUGCCUGAGAUUUGGGACGUGGAGGAUUCCCUUAAUGUGGGCAGAGUCCCACUGUGCGUGCACAUGUCCAGAAACCCACUUCCACACUUCAUCAACGUCUUUGCCAACGACGUCUACAAAGUUCUCAAAGUCCCCAAAGAUGGCAGAUGAUGAAGUCUAGCCGGACCAUUCCUGAGUAUUUUGUGAAUCCUGGACUGAGCAGGUCUGCUUCUAGUCCGGGCACAGACGUUGGUUUCAUGUUUCAGCCGGUCUGAGGGGAGACAGAGACAGAACCAGUUUCUUUUCUCAACUUUGUUGUUGGUCAUUUCUGAAGGUCAUGGGUCCAUAUUUGUGUUCUGGUGUCCAGAAAGAGUCUCGGACUGAUAGAACCAAGUGAUGUAGACAUGUCAGGGACCUUCUCUCAGGCGUCCAUAGGUUCACGUGAGACAGCUCCUGUUGUAUCAGCUUCUGAGUUUGGAAACAAAGUUGUCAGUGUUUGCUGUUUGGGUCUGAGUCGCGUGUUCCAGGAUCAAGCUGAAUCCGAAUGCAGAGGGAUCUGGAGCGGACGAACAAAUCAUGAAAAGCGUUCUUGUCUUUUGUACUUCUUCCACCGUCUUGUUAAUAAAAACUUUUUAUCCGCUGUUCA